UCGCAGCUUAUUUUUCUGAUCUGUCUGUGUUUCGGAAUCGAAUGACUGACUAUCAGUCUAGAUUAAUUAAACUAUUUGUAAUUUGUGAAAAUAAUAAAGAUAAAUAGUAUAAUUGAAGCAGUGCGCGAGGCAUUCUACUUUUAAGUGAAAAUUUUGGAGUGUUAUUGUACAAAACGAUUUAUUAGAAGCUCAGUUCUAUGUGAUCGAUAUUACUGAAAAACUGUCGUAUUUUACCAUAAAAUCAAAUUAAGUUCUGGAAAAAAGUAAUGAGAUAACUAAAGGCGACCAUGUCUCUAGAACGUGAGAGUAUGGGCAUUAUGCCCCCCAUCCCAGUGGGCAGUGGGCCUCUUGACCCUCGCUCACAGUUGGUGCAGGAGAUGAGAGACCAGAACUACGAUCUGAUCAGAUUUGCCUCAUACAGGACUGCAUGUAAACUGAGAUUUGUUCAGAAAAAGUGCAAUUUACAUGCCAUAGACAUAUGGAAUGUCAUAGAAGCAUUCAGAGAAAAUGCUCUAAACACAUUAGAGCCUACAGCCUGUGUUAAUGUCACGAGACUAGAGACAUUGGUGUCUUCUCUCUACCACAAUCUAAAUAAGAGACUGCCACCAGCCAAUCAGGUGUCUGUUGAAGCUUGUUCAGCUUUGCUGUUGAACUGGCUACUUUCAGCAUACAGUACAGGUGAAAAUGUUGGCAAAAUUAGAGUGUUCUCAAUAAAAGUUGCACUAGCAACUAUGUGCGCCGGUAAACUCAUGGAUAAACUAAGAUACAUUUUCUCCCAACUCUCCGAUGGCAACGGCCACCUGCUGAUGAAGAGGCUGUCGGACUACCUGAGAGAGGUGCUCGCAUUGCCGGCCGCCGUGUACGAGUCGCCCUCUUUCAACUAUAAUGACAACUUGGCAAUUUCUAUAUUUAAUCAGAAUGUCAAGAUCACUGUGAACGACUUCCUCGACACACUAAUGUCGGACCCCGGCCCUCCUUGCCUUGUGUGGCUGCCGUUGCUACACCGUCUAGCUAGCGUCGAGAAUGUGGUACACCCGCUGGCCUGCAGCGUGUGUCGGCGCGGCUCGCUGACGGGCUUCCGGUACCGCUGCACGCGCUGCGCGGGCUACACGCUGUGCCAGGACUGCUUCUGGCGCGGACACGUCACGCCGCCGCACACCAACGACCACGAGGUCAAGGAGUACGCUACAUACAAAUCACCGUCGAAACAGAUCGGCGCGACGUUACGCAAGUCGUUCCGAUGCGUACCGGAACGCGCGCGCCCGCAGCUGCCUCGCUACCCCGACCAGCCGGAGCGAACACUCAAUCUCAGCCACAUUGUGCCCCCGUCACCUGUGCCGGUACACAACGGGUUUCCGGAGUACGCGGCCGGAUACGUCAAUACGGGCUCACUCGACAGUCGCUCUUCGAGGUCCACGCAUCGCAGUAUAGCAGAGCACCUGUCGCGCGGCGUGGACGACGAGCACCGGCUCAUAGCGCGCUACGCGGCGCGACUGGCGCACGAGAACCGUACCAUGCCUCGAGCUGGAAGGUCCGCAUCCCUUACACCUGAAUUGGGUCGCUCAUCCUCCGAGGGGUCGGAAGUGGACGCGGCGCGGCAGCAGCGCGAGCUGAUCUCGCAGCUGGAGGCCAAGAAUCGAGAGAUCAUGAGGGAGAUCGCUCGACUGAGGCGGCAGCAGGAAGCGGAGGCGGUAGGCGGCGCCAGCUGCCCGGGCUCGGCGCCGCCGCUGGUGUCGGAGCUGCGCGCGCUGCGCCAACGCAAGGACGAGCUGGAGGGCCACCUGUCCUCGCUGCAGGAGUCCAGGAAGCAUCUCAUGCAUCAGCUCGAAGGGCUCAUGAGGAUGCUCAAGACUCAACAAUCCAGUCCGAGGUCAACUCCUAACUCUUCUCCACGGUCUACCAAGAGUCCACCACUUCCCGGCUCACAACCACAACCUUCAGCACCGGAGAGAGAAACAGCCCCCCGCGGUACUGUACGCAGCGCCCCCCAGACGCCGUCCCUAGGCGAGAGGGAGCGCAUCGACAUGACGCACAGUCUUGGAGCAAUGGAGAGUAUGGGCGGUGACGCAAGAAGUUUUCACCAAAAUCAACGACCUACCACUAUGGGAAUAGACAAUCGGAAUCUACGUAGCGACUUACUGUACGCGGCCGAUUCGGUCACGAACGCCAUGUCCACGCUAGUGCGAGAACUUAAUUCCGAGGGUUCAGACACUGAGGAUACGGUAAAGGGCGGUUUGGAGGCCAGGAAAAGACGAGAUUUCGAAGAGGACGAAGAUAGCGAUGAGCCGAUGCCGAGGCCACAACUGCCUCGCCAUUACCUACACGACAACAAUGUCCAGAGCUUGGCAUCUAGUGUUAUAUCAUCGUAAAUAGUGCUAGAGGACACCCCACCACCGCUUCCGGCUCGCACGGGACACUACUUCCCUCGUACAUAGCUCUAGAACAUAUUUAUACUUGUACUAAAAUAUACUAUAUUAUACCAUGUCAUACCGUUUUAAUGUAUGUUAGACUAUAAUGAACUUUAUUGUAAUGGAAGUUAAGUUCAAUUAUCAUUGGCUACUUUUAUAUGGACGGAGCAUUUGUAUGUAUAGAUAAACCAUAUGAAUGAGUCCCCGCCCGCACGUCACUCCCCUUUGUCGUCAUAACGCGUGGUCAAUGACUCAUUUAUGCGGUUUGUCUAUAUAGUACAAGAUCCGGCAUAACAAAUAUAUACCCUCAUCUGUUAUUUAUUUGGGAUAACAAAUAAAUGAUAGACAAUAUUCACAUUGAGACAUUUCAAAUAGGUUUCUAGUAAAAUUGCGGAAUAAUAGUUAAUGAUUGAAUUUAUUUAAUCUUAUUGGUUAAUUAAAAAUAAACCGUAAAGUAGUAAAAAAUAUAUAUCCAACAUAAUUAAAAACGCAAUGGUUGUCUGCUUUUACUCUGCAACUGUAGAGUUGCCAGUUAUAAACAGUUGAGUGAUGUUAUUUAAAUACCCUCAUCAGUUAUUUGAUCAUUUAAUAUCUCAGAUGAAAGCUUAUUUUGUGCUUAAUUUAACUGUAUUAACAGUUUCUUGUGAUCUAGUCCAUGGUUUCCUAGAUUAAGUAUGAAAAAUGUGUCUGGCCGCAGUUUUACUAGGCUUUUUUUUAUUUGCUGUGUCACUGUGAAUAUUAUCUAUCAUUUAUUUCUUAUCACUAAUAACUAACAGAUGAGGGUAUAUAUUUGUUGUGCCGGAUCUCGGAUCUUCAAUUUGAGUGUGUAUUCACGUAGCAACACCACAUGUAUGUAUGAAACAAGUUCAUUUAACAUUCAUUAACUGGAACUACUAGUCUACUAUCAUACAAAACAUACAUGUUCAUAAACAGAUUACUUACUCCUCACGCAGCGAUACAAAUAUUACUUUCUGCAAAGUUUUGACAUGAUUCAAAAAAUAAUUGAAAUGUAUUUUUUUGAACCAGCGGGACAUAAAAGCAUUUUAAAAAAAUACUGUUAGAAAGGCGAAACCAUGAAAUUUAAAAUGGUAUUGCAUUUUUAUUAUCAUCCUUAAUGAUUAUGAAUCUUAUUAUUAUCAGUAUUCGUGACAAGCGUUUAUAAUCAUAAUCAUUGAUAAUGUAACCGGAAAUGAAUGGACAGACUGAUAUAUUAAUUAAUAUACUUGUAAAGUCACUUGAGUAAUAAAACACGUGAAUUACUGAAGUAUUCGACACGGUAAAACAGUAGUUUAUUUCGCUGUAAAACAAAAAACCUCUGCAACAUCUAUACAUGUAAUAAUAUUACACAUUAAAUCAAAUAAAUUAAAUAUUUAGGCACAUGUACUUGACACUAAUUAAUUAAUAAUAUCAAUCGAAAAAGGACUCUGCACUUGCAUUUUGGUUAUUUUUUUUUGUGUGGUUUUCUUACUCAAGUGACGUUGUAAAAUGAUACAUCACACAUCAUCACAAAAAUCAUUAUUAUUUUUUUAUUGAAACCUCCAGUUAAGUAUAAAAAAAGAAAUUAGAGAUUUAGAAGUAUAAUUCUUAGAGGUACGUGUUUGGCAAGAAAGUGAACAGAUGGCGCCAUUUUUAUUUUUAGUCUGUGUAUAUUUAGUUAAGGUAUGUUGUAUCUGUUAGAAAUUUAGGAGGUUAAGGUUAUUAUAUUUCUGAUGUUUUACUUAAAUUAUUGUUUUGGAAAUAAACGUUUUUAAAUUUUAAAUUCAGAUUAUGAAAUAUGUAGUUGGGUUAUGUGUGACUACUAAAUUGUUAUUCGGUUUAAAGUUUUGAAUCAUUUUUGAAACUUUGAAUGGUUCAUCUUGAUGUGUCUUUAUAUUUUUUUUGGUACCAUGCCAUAAACAUAGUUUUUGGUAGAUGUCGUAUUUUUUUUUUUUACAAAUCUUAAUUGUGUUUUUACAAUCUUGAUUGUCAAAAUUUUUGUUGGAUAUUAUAUUUUGGUCUGAUUGAUCCAAGGCCACGCAUUUUACAGUCAACGCCUAAUUAAAUGUAUGAUACUGACAGACAUAUUUAUUUUCAAAGUGCGUUUCCAUCAAAUAUGUUCAAUACAAUGCAAAUAGUUUUGAAAACACGUCUGAUGUCAAAUAAAAUAUAUUUAGUUGAUAUAUGAACAAUUAACAUGUUUGUUUGAAAGCAUACAAAGUCAAACGGCUAGUUCACUGAUAGAAGUUUUUAAAUUGUUGAUAUAUUUCUAUGUAUACUUAUUUAGUUUUAUUUAUUUUACUUUCCUACAAAAGAAUACCAUAUCAUUCUAUCCCUUUUACCCUUUCUGUCUUCCAUUAGUCAAUUCCUUCCAAAAUGUACAAAAAUGUCAAUUGAUACUUCCUUAUCCAUAUCUCCUGUGAGUUUUAUUCAAAAUAUAUUAUAUUUUAUGAAACUUCGAUUGUUUAAGUAAAAAAAAAAAGUUUCACUGCUUAUGUUAUUGUAAGAUAAUUUCUCAUGUUUAGUUUUAUAUAAUUUUAACCGCUUUAAUGAUAUUACGUUAGUUUCAUAGACAUUUAUUCUAGAAAAAGCAACAGUUUCACUUAUAGUCUGACCAGAGAAAUGAACAACUUUCUCAUGUUGCGGGGAAAAUGGGAACUAAUUUCUUCUUAUUCUUUAUUAUGAUUUUGCCAAGACAGCACAAUUUACUUUGAAAUUUCGCGUAGAUUGGGGAAAACACAAUGAAUAAAUUUAACUGGUCAACCGGUUAAAUUUAUUUUACAGUUCAACUUAUGGUACUUUGUUAGUCACAAACUUCUUCCAUACAAAUCUAUACUAAUGAAAUAUAAAUAAGCACAGAUAUGGCUAAAAUACUCAUGGUUUCCCUAAUCCAGAUUUUUAUAUAUUUCUGGUCAGGCUAUAAUAAAAAAUUUAACAAUUUUUAAAAUUUGUGUGACACGGAACUGUUGAUAAAGCUGUGAACUUUAAUUAAAAAGCACAUACAAGGCUGUAAUGAAGCCUUCAAAACAGCCUUUAAACCCUGCAACAGUGUAUGUAUAAAUCGUAAUGAUCCUAGCGCAUCUUUUUCUGUCAUUUAAAAAAAAUACCCCUACUUAAAUAAUUUAAUACCCCUACUACUCGACUUGUAAGGUUUUAUUUGUUUAUUUUCGUAUGGUUAUUAAUGAAACUCUAGUUUCUAUUUUUUUUUGUAACGUCUUGUUUUGUCUUAUUCUUGGGUAACGUAUAUUUUUGAUUAAAACAAGAUAAUUAAGUAAUCUAAUAAGCCUAUUUAGGUGAAUUCUUUAAUUUUAUUAUAAAUUCAUUCUGAAGAACUUAAAACAACUAUGUAACUUUCUUUAAAAUGGCACAAUUAUCCGCCCACUUUAAUAUACACGCGUCAUAUUAAAGUGGGCGGAUAAUUGUGCCUCUGAGUAUAUAUCACAAAAACUAUAUUUUCUCCUAAAGUGACCCUGACUAACAGAAAAUGAUUGAACAUUUAAAGACUGAUUUAUUAUUUCAACCACCGAGUUGUGAAAAAUACCAAAUUACUUUUUCCAAAACCAAAUUGUUUAGUUUAGAAAACUUUUGCGCUAUCCGCGGUAGCUAUUUGGGGCAACUAUUUAUAUAUUAAUUUCGCAUUUAUGAACGCGAAAUAAUUUUUCACAAGACGUGAAUUAUUCUGAUUCUGAUCUUUUUGCUCUGAAGAAAAAAAAGAGACGAUAUUUUAUAAUUGAAUCUGAAAAAAAUGUUUAUAACAUGAUCGGAUUUUCAUAAAGUAAACAAAUAAAUAUUUUAGUGGAAUUAUGAUUCCAGUGGUAAACAAAUCUACAUAAAGUGUCAGCAACAAAAUUCUAUAUUUUUGCUCUGCAUGAAAAGAAGAGAGGAAUAUUAAAAUUAAUUUUAAGAUAUUAGUUUAAAACACGAUCGGAAUUAAACUAUGUAAAGAAAUAAAUAUAUUGGAAGGACUUAAUAUAAAUCAAGUCCAAGUUCAAGUGGCAAGUUCGUUCAUGACACUCCCAUGAUAUGCGGGCGACGAGGGGAAAGACUGCGCGGUCGUGAAAUCAUGCGUGCGGGAAAGUGAGGUGCGUAAACUCACCAGUCGUGGGUUUUUCGUUCAUGGCUACACGCCCCUCGGCCCGCUCCCGCAUCGACAGUGUUACGAACGAAGUUUCCAAGCUAUAGACUUGCUGGUCAUGUGCGCUAGUUUCGUUGUACAGUGAUGACUAAAUUGACAAGUCCAGGUUAAUGCUAUCUUCGUCCACUUUCAUAUUGGUACUGAAUCCGGCAUAAGAAAUAUAUACCCUCAUCUGUUAUUUAAUUGGGAUAAAAAAUAAAUGAUAGAAAAUAUUCGCAUUGACACAUUGCCUAGUAAAAUUGCAACCGAAAGUAUUAAAUGAUUUUUUUUUUUAAUUUAAUCUACAAAAUACAUAUCUAAAUUAAGCCUAACCAUGAUGCAACACAAACCACAGAACCACAGUUGGUUUUACUGUGCACUGGUAUUUUUAAUACUUAUACAAUAUUUAAAAAAUAACAAACAAAAGGGGGAAAACAUUUGACUGUUUUUACACUGCAACUGUGGGGUUGCCAGAUAUAAACAGUUAUUUAGUCGUGUAAUAUGUCAAACGAAAGCUUAUUUUAUGCUUAAUUUAACUGUAUUAUGUAUUCUUGCCUUUGAUCAGGUUCAUGGUUUUCUAGAUUUUCAAUGAAAAACAUUUAACACACAUCCAAUUUGCAAUGUGUCACCGUGAACAUUAUCUAUUAUUACUUCAUAGUGUUAAUGAAUAACAGAUGAGGUUAUAGCUUCCAAAAGCCGGAUCUUAGACUAUAUUAGUGACAAGGACACAUUCAGACCUGUCAGUUUAGUUUGUAACAGAACUAGCACUAAGUCACAAUGUAACUGUAUUUACAACUAAAUAUAACAUAAAUAGGCCGAUUUAAUCUAUGAAUAUGAUUGGUUAACCAUCGGUGUGCCUACCAAUAUCGUCUUACUGAUCAUGCAAAUAGCGUAUUAUGCUAAAAUGAGUCGAUUUAGCAUAAAAUCGGCCAUAUUAUAUAAAAGUCGUGAUCGUAAAACAAUAUAGCAAUUGUCUACGUACUUACUUAGGGUUGCCAAAUGGCAUGUACUUUUAGAGUUACCCCGUUAUUGGGAAAUUAUAUAACUUGGGUUUUUGUAAAACCCAAUGAAUUGGCAACCCUACCAACUUCACAACGUCCAUUAUUUUACGAAAUGAGCAUUUGUCUUUCGAGAAUUAUUUUUUAAUUGUUUUCAUUGUUUUUAUUGCUUUAUUUGUUAGUUUUUUGUUUUUAUGAUGUCAUGGUUUUGCAAUAUUUUUGUCUUGGUUUUUUUUACAUAUUUUUUUUUUUUGUAAGAAUGCAGUGUAAUUGAUUGAUGAUUUCGGGUAUAUUUAAGCUUAUUAGUCCUUUUUCUUUUUUAAAUUAUUUUUUAUCCUGUAUGUUCAAUAAAAUUGGGGGCUCCAGCAUCGAAUUUUAUUUUUUUAAUGACUGAAUUGAAGCUAUUCAAUUCUUAUUAGUAACUUUCCAAAUAAAAGGUUAGUUAUGACCACUACUCACUAUUUAAAAUUCGAUGCUAGAGAUUCCUUAUGAAGUUAUUCAAUUUCUGGAAUUCCGUUUGGCUUCAGAUGUUGUAGUAAGGUGACAAAACAAACGCCUCUUUGUGUGUACACUAAAGGAUCGUCAGCAAAACAGUCGCACAUUGUUAAAUAAUUUAAACUGAUACGAAUGGUGACGUGGCACAUUGAAUUUACUAAAAAAACCGUUGCUUGACAGAUGAUAAUUUAUAAAUUUGUUUUUCUGACGCACCUUCAGUUUCACACACAAACACGUCUGACCGUCUAUCUGUAUAACUUUCCAGGAUUACCUAAAAAGUCAAACCCUUAAGCGGGCUACAUACCUUCAGUUUUAACUGUUUAGUUAAUAGUCCAGGAUCCGGGGAGCAUGUUUAAAAUUUAUUACUAUCAUUAUUAAUACUAUUAAGGAACUUCCCUUCCUCCCUAAAUCAUAAAAAAGCUGUUUUUUACUGUUGCUUAAUUAAUAGUUUUCCAACCUAAUAGACACAUUGUCCUGCAAAUUGCGUGGUACGCUGUCUCGUUCCUACGCUUAGAAAUUUUUAGCACCCAGUAACUCUGUUAGCUACCAGAAUCAAUAUUUUCGGUACAUAUAAAAGUUGAGCUAUACAUGGAAAAUUAACUUGAUAUUAAUCAAUUGAAAAAAUGCUUCCCGAAUCCUGGGUCGUCCGUGUGUAAGUAAAACUCAAAACUGCACAGUUAAAAAUGCAAGUUAUAUGAAUCUAUAUCACUAUAUUCUUCAAUACUAGGCCUCGACACUAGUUAUAUCUUGAAUUGCCUCUUGAAAAUGUAUUUGUAUAUAUAUUUUGUGAUGGUGUCUUCCUCAGAGUAAGCGUACAUUGUUGUGUUUCUUUUUUAUUAUAUUUAUUUUGUCUGAGGCUACGUUUCUAAACAUAUACCUAUAUCUAAAACUAGCUGACGCCGCGCGCUUUCACCCGCGUGGUUCUCGUUCCCGUAAAAGGACGGGGAUAAUAUAUAGCCUAUAGCCUUCCUUGAUAAAUGUGCUAUCUAACACUGAAAGAAUUUUGCAAAUCCGACCAGUAUUUCCUGAUAUUAGCGCGUUCAAUCAAACAAACAAACAAACUCUUUAGCUUUAUAUAUUAGUAUAGAUGUGUUGACUUGCUAUCUGGCAAGUUCGUUCAUAACACUCCCAUGAUAUGCCGGCGACAGGGGGAAAGACCACGCGGGUGAGAAAUUGUGCGUGUGGGGAAGUGACGAGCAUCAGUCGUGGGUCUUUCAUUCAUCGCUACACGCCCCACGGCCCGGGCGGAACAUCGGUAGUGUUACGAACGAAGUUGCCAAGCCUCAAGAAUGCCUCAAGACAUUCUGAUGAUACCAAGUCGUGAUGUCACAAUAUUUUAUAUUUAUUUUUCCUGACCUUGCCAGUCCGCCUUGGUGCAGGCAGGGUGGUGAGUCCACAGGAGAAGGGAGGCCAAUUAAAUUGGUUUUAAACUCGUAUGUGUUAUGACUCGACGACUCAAUUGAUAACGCGCUCACAACUUUAUCUGAUCUAUGAAUUAACGCAAGAUAUCAUUAUCUUUUCAGUCUGUCUUUACGUCUCUUCUAACGUAUAUAAUUUUAUUUUAACAGUCUAUAAGUAAAGUUUAAUGAAUAAUAUAAUGAAACCCACUGCUUUACUCUGAGGGUAUACCAUACAUUUAUUUGUAUGAAAUUUUAGGCUAGAUUUUGGCAUAUCAUGUUACUUUUAGGAAUGUAAGUGCAAUAUUGGGUAUGGAUGGGAUUGUCUUGCCGGAAAUGUGAUGGUUUUUUUACCAUAGAUUAUAUUAUACCUACUUAAUUUUUUUUAUAGCUAGAUAAUGUUAUGAAAUCGUUUAGAUUCAGCCCAAAGCAUUAACUAUGCUCAGAGGCACAAUUAUUCGCCCACUUUAAUAUAGUCGCGUCAUAUUAAAGUGGACGGAUAAUUGUGCCUCUGUGUAUAUAAAUUACUUGUGACGUGCUAUAUUUUUUUAGUAUGCUAAUUAUAUUUUUAUUUUGUAAUUUAAUUGCGUUUUGUUUUGUAUAGGAUAUUUUAUCUGAAACUCAAAAAUCGUAUUUGUUUUCUAAUUUUGACUAAAAUAUAGCACGUCAUGAGAAUCUGUCUAGUAUAUAAGUAUGUACUUAUUUUAGAUAUAACUCUCCAGUUAAAACACUAAGCGUUAGAUUUUAUAAACCUACCCUCCCUAAAGAUGAGAAAACAUAUUUAACUAUCUGACCUAUAUUUUAAAUCCAUAUUAUAAUUAUAUUAUAGUAUUUUAUACCAUAAAUAGAUUUCAUAAUAAACGUAGUGUACGAUAAUAUAUGAUAUACUACAUUGGUAGAAAGCACAAAACACUCUGUUUCUAUUGUGUCUUUUACAUAAUAUAAAACGAGAGCUUGCGAACGUCAGACUUACCUCAUUUUAUGAAGACUGUAAGUUUGUCAGUGCGCAUGCUCCUACCAUAGAUAAGUACGGUAGCCAAUUAUAUAGUUUGGAUCGUGGUAGCUUUAGAAUGUAAAGCGCGAGUCUAAGCGACUGGCCAAUAGGGAAUGUUUUCUCAUAUUAUGCUCAAGAAAAUAUUUAGAAAAAAAUACCGAUCAACUUGAAAAAAAGUAGGAGGCUCCUUUUUGAAGUCGGUUAAAAUACGUGUGCAUUUCGGGACGCACGACAGAAGUGAUGAACUUUAACCUGCUGUAAGCGUGAAAGAAAGGGAAGCCAGACAGAGUGGUGUGUAACGCGUUACGUUACGAAUCGGUUUACUCUCCCGAACACGGAAAUACCCGCAAGUUAUUACUUCAAAAAUACGGUUUAUACUCGGACGGUUGAGGAAACCUAAAACUUUUUACCUUCCAAAGCCACCACGGUUCAAUCUCCAUAAUUGGCUACUGCACUUAUCCAUUGUAGGAGCAUAGUGUAACUAAACUAAGAGCUAAUUCUACUACUAACUAAAGUAAUUCAUUCAAGAUGUGGUAUGUCUGGCCGUCGCAGUCUUAGUCCAAUAUGUAUAUGUGUUGUAUACGUUAGUUCACGUAUUGUACAUCGUAAUGUAAACUAUUUUACGCAGUGUCUUUUGUAUUUGUGUAAAAAACGCUUCUGACCGAGGCUGGCGAAAGGUGGUCUUGCUUUGUGCUUGAUGAUGUCACUUGUCUAUUGGCAAGUGCGAAACUCGUUGAUGUAUUUGAAGGGCAUGAAUACCAUAAUCAUCUGAAAUGUGCGAUACAAACUCCGGUUUCUCGUAUAUCUAGAAUCUAGAUACAGCAGAACAAUGAACACUCGGCGGAAAUCGGCUUCUAUGAACUCUUCGCCACUGAUAUUUACUUAAUUUAACAAAUUAACACUAAAUUUAGACAUUGCGUUUUACUUUUUUAUUGUUGUAAAGUAUAUUAGGUCAAAAGGGCUGGAACCCAAAACCGAUAAGUUGGUUAUUGAAAAAAAAAAAAAAAUUUUUUUCAGUUUUUUGUCAGCCAAAGCGUAACUAUUCAUUCCUAGCUAGAGAGCGAUUAGUAAGGUUGUGAUUUCAACGAAAAGGGUUCGAUUGGAGGAUGAAAUGAAUAUAAAUAUUUAUUUAUUAUUAAAAGAGUUUAUUAACACUGAAAAUCUGAGGGCAAAGUGAGACUGUCUUUCUAGACAAGGCUUGUAAUCAACACCUAUGAUAUUGUAAGGACUGUGUCAUUACAAUUAUAACAUUCCAUUGCUUGUGAA
This is a messenger RNA of Bicyclus anynana (squinting bush brown), 11648 nucleotides long. RefSeq names its product dystrobrevin beta. Gene Ontology annotation, cellular component: synapse; plasma membrane. Lineage: Eukaryota; Metazoa; Arthropoda; Insecta; Lepidoptera; Nymphalidae. The coding region runs from base 288 to 2369 and encodes 693 amino acids. The transcript is spliced from 21 exons. The record is from RefSeq and is a predicted model, not a curated record. Gene Ontology annotation, biological process: synaptic signaling. Gene Ontology annotation, molecular function: zinc ion binding.